CGAGGCAGCGGCAGUGGCGGCGGCGGCGGCGGCUGGAGCCUCUGAUUGGGUUUCGGGGUCCGGUACUGGAGCCAAUCAGCGCGGGCAGCGAACCGGGGGAGCGAGGCACGGAGUCCCUGCCUGGCAGCUGCCUGGGAUCUGUAGAGUGAAGCUUCAGGACUCUUAGCGCGGCCAGGCCAUGGAGCAGUAUACGACAAACAGCAAUAGUUCCACAGAGCAGAUCGUGGUGCAGGCCGGCCAGAUUCAGCAGCAGCAGCAGGGUGGUGUCACUGCUGUCCAGCUGCAGACUGAGGCCCAGGUGGCAUCCGCCUCAGGCCAGCAAGUCCAGACCCUCCAGGUAGUCCAGGGCCAGCCAUUAAUGGUGCAAGUCAGUGGAGGCCAGCUUAUUACAUCAACAGGCCAACCCAUCAUGGUACAGGCUGUGCCUGGUGGACAAGGCCAGACCAUCAUGCAAGUACCUGUGUCUGGAACACAAGGUUUACAGCAGAUACAGUUGGUGCCUCCUGGACAGAUCCAGAUCCAAGGUGGGCAGGCUGUGCAGGUGCAAGGCCAGCAGGGUCAAACCCAGCAGAUCAUCAUCCAGCAGCCACAGACUGCAGUCACCGCUGGUCAGACUCAGACACAACAACAGAUUGCUGUCCAGGGACAGCAAGUGGCCCAGACUGCUGAAGGGCAGACUAUUGUCUACCAACCAGUUAAUGCAGAUGGCACAAUUCUCCAACAAGUUACAGUCCCUGUUUCAGGCAUGAUCACCAUCCCAGCAGCCAGUUUGGCAGGGGCACAGAUCGUUCAGACAGGAGCCAAUACCAACACAACCAGCAGUGGACAAGGGACGGUCACUGUGACACUGCCCGUGGCAGGGAAUGUGGUCAACUCAGGAGGAAUGGUCAUGAUGGUACCAGGAGCUGGCUCUGUGCCUGCCAUCCAAAGAAUCCCUUUACCUGGAGCAGAGAUGCUGGAAGAAGAGCCCCUGUAUGUGAAUGCUAAACAGUAUCACCGCAUCCUUAAGAGGAGACAAGCACGGGCUAAACUAGAGGCAGAAGGGAAGAUCCCAAAGGAACGAAGGAAAUACCUCCAUGAGUCUCGGCAUCGGCAUGCCAUGGCACGGAAGCGUGGGGAAGGGGGCCGCUUCUUCUCUCCGAAAGAAAAGGAUAGUCCUCACAUGCAGGAUCCAAACCAAGCUGACGAAGAAGCCAUGACACAGAUCAUCCGAGUUUCCUAACCACAGGAGGGUGGCAGAGCUGAUCAGUCACGGUUCUCUCCACUGUUCUGGAAAUGGACUGACUUCCGGUGGGGCACUGACAGUCUCACUCUGCCCUUUCUCAGGACAGAAACCACUUAGCUCAGUAUUACAGCUGCAAUAAUGGCUGACAAACUGAAGUGGCAAGCUUUUGUCGCACCCCUUCAUUGAGGACCUGUUUCAGACUGUUGGACACUGACCUUUUGCAAAUUUGGAUGAUUAAAAAGAGGUAUUUGCCAGCCCAGCAUUACAAACACAGCACUUAUGUUGAGUGGUAAAGCCAGCUAGUCAGCCAUUGCAGUAGGGAGAGCCGCCUUCUCAACCUGGUCCUCAGUCAAGGCAGCCACAGCCCCUGCCUCCCUGUGGGCUCUCAACAGCAUCCGUGCCCUGCUGGGGUGUCGGGCUGCCUGAUGCACAGACACUUUGCACUCAGGUGGCUCCCAAGCAAAGAAGCUUCCGGUUAGGACUUGGAUCAACAAACCGAGCUGCAGUCUCCUGGCCUGUGCUGAUAAGAAUCUGUCUGCCCACAUGCUAGGUUGGUGUUUACUUCAGCCAAGAAAGUACAAAAAGGCUAUUUUGGACUCAGGAUAAAGGAUAGAUGGACAUAAAAGGUACGUUUCUAGCUUUGACUGACUGGUCUGCUCAUUUCUAUUAACGGCCAUCAGGGUCAUAGUUCAUACUAUGGCCACUUUAGAGACAGUUUAGAGAGUAAAGAACAAAACUUCACAACAUCUGUGCUGAAGUGUUGAGGACGUUCUUCAACAGAGGCAAACCUAGGGUAUUUAAUCAUGGGCUUUAUGACAGCAAGUAGCAAAUGGAAGGAUCUGUGCAUUUCAAUCUAGAGAGCAAGUGCCCUGCUGGCCCAAGUGCUGCUGUAGAGCUUGAUUCUCCAGUGGAUGGAUAGAUACCAGGCAUGACUCUUAGGCUGAAGAAACCAAGUACAUUUACACUGACACCUUCCGACGUGCACUAAAAGAGAAUCAUUAUAUAGCCUGAAGAAGCACUGUUGAGCCAGCUGUCCGGGAUGCAGACUGGAGCACUGCUGGAGCACAGAGUGGAGCAGAGAUGUGUGCUUCAUCCCUGCCUGGGUGCUGACCCAGAGGGUGAAUGUUCUUCCCAUGGCAGCUGAUUCUUUGGUGCCAGUUUCCACUUGUUUUCUCCGUUCUCUGUAGGCCCUGCAGCAAGGUUUGCUCACUGCAUCAGUGCUGCAGGGACCAACUACAGCCUGCAAGGAUUCCUGCAGGGUCAGGAAUUGGGCCUCAGAAAUGUGUUUUCUGGAGAAGCACUCUACCACUGAGCCACACACACACACACACACACACACACACACACACGCCCCAGCCCUAGCCCUAGCCCCAGCCCCAGCCCCAGCCCCAGCCCCAGCCCCAGCCCCAGCCCCAGCAGAUGCUGAGGCCUGGAAGAAAAGACCAAUGUUGAUACAUAAAAAGAGUUGGCUGCCUUCUCUGCAAUCAAAGUCAAACACAGUCAAUCCAAAGACUAAAAUACCUGGCAAGUCUAGAGACUGGCUCUUUGUCUUUGUUCUGUGUUAAAGAUGGGAAAGACUUUAACCUUAUAAAGAAAUAUCGCAGGGAGACCAGUUUAAUUGGAGAAGCGCGCAGGAAGCCAUCUCUUCCUAGUCCCAGGAAUCUCGCCAUUUCUCCUGGCUUCCAGAGGUCAGAGGGGGCUGAUCCUUUUUUAUAAACUCACUACAACUUCUGGCUCUUCCCGUGAGCUUCCAGGGGUCACUGAAAGCCGGGAGGGAUUUCUGCCUUUGAAGUGGAGCGGAUUCUAACAGGAGGCUUCAGGGAUUCCUCAGACUUAACUGUAGCGCUUCAGCCGGCAGUUGUAGAACGCUAUUUAUUCGUGUCUGUAAGUUUGUACAUAACCCUAACCUCAUAGGCAAGUUUGAGUUUUCUUUCCUUUGAUGCAGAUUUCCCCUUUGUGGCUGCAUUGCAGUUGGCUCCCGGCCCUGUCCGUGCGUGCGGGCUCCAAUUCUGGCACAGCGUAAGAGCAGCCCACAGAGGCCAGGGGGCUCACUUGGAUUGGUGUUUGUUUGUUUGUUUGUUUAACUCAGUUCUUUUUACUUGUUCACGUGACUGUAGUGAUGGCUUCAAAGAUACAGACUAGGUGGAGGAGUGGGCUGCUGGUCUACUGGGCACUCUACUUCCUGUUGCAGGAUAACUGUAAAUGUAUAUAUUUUAAUUGCACUGGUCUAGACCACUGCACCAACAGCCUCUCCUGGCUACAGGGUGCCUGAUAAUAAUGUCUUGAUUUUCCUUUGGGACUCAACCAUGGACGUCUCUCUUCACCCCCUCUCCCACUCCCUUUACCCCAGUAGGGGAGUACAGGUGAUCACUGAUGUCAUUGCAAUUGCUUUUCUUUUUUAAUAAAUUUAUAAAAAUAC
Molecule: messenger RNA, 3644 nt
Organism: Mus pahari (shrew mouse)
Lineage: Eukaryota; Metazoa; Chordata; Mammalia; Rodentia; Muridae
Gene: Nfya
Product: nuclear transcription factor Y subunit alpha
Exons: 10
Coding region: 179-1222 (347 amino acids)
Biological process (GO): regulation of transcription by RNA polymerase II
Cellular component (GO): CCAAT-binding factor complex
Molecular function (GO): RNA polymerase II cis-regulatory region sequence-specific DNA binding; DNA-binding transcription factor activity, RNA polymerase II-specific
Source: RefSeq, a predicted model, not a curated record